Molecule: messenger RNA, 1329 nt
Organism: Mesorhabditis spiculigera
Lineage: Eukaryota; Metazoa; Nematoda; Chromadorea; Rhabditida; Rhabditidae
Source: the annotation of a GenBank genome assembly
AUGACGUCCCCCGAAGACUUCGACUCGCCGGAAGCCUUCCGCUUCUGGGAGGAGAACUGCCAGAUUAUCCCCCCGGGAGAGAUCAGCUUCAUUUGCAUUGGGAUUGUCGGUUGUACCAUUGCCGGAAUCAGCGUCAUCUUCAACACGUUUCUGCUUGCCUUGUUGGCGCGAAAUCGAAAACAUCGCUCAUCACAUCUACUUUACCUGACCUUCUUGGCGGCGUUCGACAUCUUUGUGUCGAUCGCCUACAUCCUCCUUUUUCCCGUGAACAUCUACAUUGACUAUUUCGAGAGCGAGCUGCUGGCAAAUGCGUGGUACACCUAUAUGCCAUUCAUGCUGUGCGUCAGCCACGUGACCAUGACCGCCUCGGCGUUCCUGAUCGUCGCCGCGGCUUUUGAGAGAUUUGUGACCAUCUCGAAGUUGAGGACGCAAUUCGCGAAGCGGAAUCGUUAUCUGAUCUCGAUCACCUGCUUGGUGUUGGCGUUCAUCUCCAAGGGGCCGAUGUACUUCGAGAUGGAGGUGAUCCCGAACGAAAACUGCACGGGUGCCAGCCAGUGGACACCCCGCCAAGUCGCCUGGCCCGACAACGAGACGCUGAUGACGAUUUAUAGGUUCUGGUUCCGGAACAUCAUCAUCACGUGUCUGCCCUUCUUCCUCUGCUUCUACCUCAACUUCCAAAUCAUCCGGCGGCUACGAUUGCAGCAUCAGGGCGCCAAGCUGUUCCGUUUCGCUACUUCGGAACAUCGGCAAAACAUCCGUGCGGCCACACUAAUGCUAGUAUGCGUCACGUGCUCCUAUCUGGGUUCCAACCUCCCGAACGUCGUCCUCUACAUCCUCGAGGCGUUUGAUAUGGAAUUCCUCAAAAAUCCUGCCAUCCGGCCGUUUUACACGUCCAUCAGCGAUUUGGUUUCGUUGCUGACCGUGGCGUCUUGCUUCCUCCGUCUGCCCAUCUACUAUGCUUGUAAUGCCCGUAUCCGAGCGGAAGUCCUGGAAGUCUUCGAUGAAUGGUGGCUCUUCGUGAGCCCGAAAAGCCUGCACGGCAUCAAGACAAAACGCCCCCGGCCGAACACGACCGUCCGCUACUGCCCCACCGAUCAGGGAUUCAUGCUCUUUGAGAAAACCGCCUCUCGACGUAGCGAUCCCAAACCAAAAUGUUAUGGAACUGGGUUGGAUAAGGUGGUCCUCUCCGUGGCGUUGACAGGAAUGAACGGAACUCUGAACGUGAGGAGAGCCAGCGCUCAUGGAAGACUCGUCGAAAAAGCGGAGAUGACCGACAUGGACCUGCUGCGCCCCGUUUUCUGCCAGCGUCGACAGUCCGACAUGUUGUCC